AUGAAUGCGCAUAAGGUGGCCUCAUGUUCUUGCUUUGUAGUUUGUCCGAGCAGUUGGAUUCAUAAACGAGAUUCUUGCUACAAGAUCUCAAAUAACAGUCUGAACUGGAAUGCAGCAAAAUCCGCCUGCGAGGUGCUUGGAUCCAAACUUGCCUCGAUAAAUUCAGCGGCUGAGCAACAAGCCAUUGCCUCAAUAAGUAUGCCAAACAAAGUGAUAUGGAUUGGUUUGUACAGGAAUCCCAGGGUCAAGUCUCGCUGGCUUUGGGUUGACGGAUCUCAAGCUAGUUACACCCAAUGGCAUGGUGUAGAACCGAACAAUUCAGGUGGACAGGAAGAUUGUGGACAGAUUUUCACUGUAGACCAACGAAGAGAAUGGAAUGACGUAUCAUGUGCACAAUCUUAUUUGUAUCUUUGUGAAAUGCGUGUUAUGAUGUGCUCAGCCCUUACUGUUGGUCGACUUGUCAAAACCGAACCCAACGAUUGUGUGACGUCACAGGUGAGGAAGAACAUAAAAUGCUCGUUCUCAUGUCCACAGGGAUACCAGCUGCAAGGUCCUUCCGACAAACAAUGCGGAUCAGACGGUCAGUGGACCAGUAAAGCCGCAUCUGUGUCAUGCAAAGAUACUGACGAGUGUGCUCUGUCAAAUGAUGGCUGCAGUCACAAGUGCGUCAAUGUUGUUGGAAGCUACAAAUGUGAAUGUCCAGAUCCAGGAUUACGCUUAUCAUCGGAUAACAAAACAUGUCAUGAUAUUGACGAAUGUGCUGUGUCCAGUGGUGGUUGCAGUCACAUGUGCGUCAAUACUGUGGGAGGGUACAAAUGUGAGUGUCCAGGCCCACAGCUGAGUUUAUCGUCGGAUAAUAAAACAUGCCAAGUUGAUACCUCGGGAGUUGAUGUCCACUGUAACAGCAAAAAUAUGACCAUUAUCAUUCCCAAGUCCCUCCUCCGCGGUUUCGACCGCGAACAUCUGCGUCUCCUGGAUACUAGAUGCAAGGCUGAGGAAACGACGGGUCAUUUUUCCCUAACAACUCCGCUGACCGGCUGCAACACAACACGCAGGCCUACACCUACAGCUAUCGUCUACUCCAACACGGUCUUGGAAAUCCCUGUGGCUGCUGAAGAUCUUAUUACACGGGUGCGGAAAUUAGAAAUAUCAUUUAGCUGUUACUUAUCCAAGUAUGGCGUCGUAUCAUCUGUUAGUUGGAGGCCAAGCAACAGAAGACUUACGUUCAGUGAUGAAGGCAAAGGAAACUUCACACUCUCUCUGGAUAUGUUCCCUGACAACAGAUUCGUGAGUCCUUACAUGAAGGAUGACUUCCCCGUCACUGUAGUGUUGCGCAAACGUCUGUUUUUUGAAGUGUCAGUGUCGUCAAAUGACAGGCAGCUGUCAAUAUCGGCAGACCAUUGUUUUGUUACACCAACUCAGGAUCGAACAGAUCCCGUUAAGUACGAGUUUAUCAGAGAAGGGUGCCCGAACGACGGUACCGUCAAAUACCAUGCUGCGCCGGUAGUCAACUUACAGAGGUUUAGCUUGGAAGCUUUUAAGUUCAUCGCUGAUCAUUCGUCUGUGUUCGUUCACUGUCAUGUGAUUGUAUGCAAUACAACUGACUCAGGCUCCCGGUGCGUAAAGCAGUGUUCAUCGAGCGACCGAAAAAAGCGUACAGUGGCUAAUGACGAGCACGAUAGAGUGUACUCUUUAGCUAAAGGCCCUAUCAUUCUAUCACUCGCCCAGCAAGACGACAGGAGUGACCAUGUCGGUUCUGAUUCUGGUCUUAGUACUACGUUCGUGGCGGGCUUGGUUAUUUUGUUCAUUGGUUUCAUGGCGGCAAUGGGAACUGGACUAAUAAUCUUCAAGAAGUUACGAGAUAAUCAGUCUGUUGUUGAGCGCUUCAUUGAUGGAGAAUGA
This is a messenger RNA of Stylophora pistillata, 1902 nucleotides long. Its product is annotated as ZP domain-containing protein. Lineage: Eukaryota; Metazoa; Cnidaria; Anthozoa; Scleractinia; Pocilloporidae. The record is from RefSeq and is a predicted model, not a curated record. Gene Ontology annotation, molecular function: calcium ion binding.